Molecule: messenger RNA, 248 nt
Organism: Adineta ricciae
Lineage: Eukaryota; Metazoa; Rotifera; Eurotatoria; Adinetida; Adinetidae
Source: the annotation of a GenBank genome assembly
AUGACAACAUUGUUAUCUAUUCAACAAACGAAAUCUCUCAUGAUGAUUUAUCAAUAUCCAACCUUGUAUUAUAUCUGGUGUCUGUUGACAGUAUUCAUUCUCCUUUUACAAAAUCCAAUCAACGUUCUUGCUCAACAAACUCAACCUGUAUCAAUAUCAACAUUAAAUCCAACAACGCUACCAACAGUUGUACACCAAGAUGGGCAAUUUUACUAUGCAGAAGGAGAUAUUUAUGAUGAUCAAGAUGG